Sinocyclocheilus grahami is the source of this 2768-nucleotide messenger RNA. It is a transcript of the gene gria1a, whose product is annotated as glutamate receptor, ionotropic, AMPA 1a. The record is from RefSeq and is a predicted model, not a curated record. NCBI's taxonomy places the organism in Eukaryota, Metazoa, Chordata, Actinopteri, Cypriniformes, Cyprinidae. Gene Ontology annotation, cellular component: membrane. Gene Ontology annotation, molecular function: ligand-gated monoatomic ion channel activity. Bases 253 to 2751 code for a protein of 832 amino acids. The transcript is spliced from 14 exons.
CUCUCUGUCGAGCCGGCGACUUUCAGAGGAAGUGCUGCUUGUGCUGAAAGGAACGACUAGGAGCGCAACACACAAGGACUCGGCGCGAGUGCGAGUGAGGGCAGCCCGCGCAAAGAGGUGCACCUGUAAUUCACGCUGCUCGCUCGCCGAUGUGCGGAUAGUGUGAGAGCAUCCAGAAGACGUAUUCUACACCACGCGCAGACCCAUGCUUGGGAUUUGGCUUUCUUUUUCUUCGCUAAUGCAAAAGGAAAUAUGCAGCGAAGCCUCACACUGCUCUACACCAGUUUUCUGGGAUUGUGCUUCGGUUCCAGUUUCCCAAGUAAUAUCAACAUAGGAGGGUUAUUCCCAACCGAAUCACACGAAUAUGAAGUGUUUCGGUUUGCGCUCUCGCAUCACCAGGAUAUCCCUAAACUGGUACCUCAAGUGGAUAUGGUCAAAAUGGGGAAUAGCUUCUCCAUGACAUAUGCUUUCUGUUCGCAGUUCUCCAAAGGAGUGUACGCCAUCAUCGGUGUGUAUGACAGGAAGACCGUCAACAUGUUGAUGUCAUUCUGCGGUGCGCUACACGUCUGCUUCGUGACGCCCAGCUUCCCCAUGGAAAACUCCAACCAGUUUGUUAUCCAGCUGAGACCCGAACUGCAGGACGCCCUGGUGGGCUUAAUCGAACACUACAAGUGGUCUAGGUUCGUCUACAUGUACAGCUCGGACUCUGGACUGUCGGUUCUGCAGAAGGUUCUGGACACAGCAGCAGAGCAUAACUGGCUGGUGACCUCUGUGAAUGUGGAGACAAUGACAGAAGCGUCCUUCCUCAAAGUGUUCCAGGACCUGGACAAAAAGAAGGAGGGUCAGAUCAUCAUCGACUGUGAGCUGGAGAGACUCACCUCCAUCCUGAAGAAGAUCAUUGAGCUGGGGAAGAAUGUGAAGAGCUACCACUACAUCCUAGCAAACCUGGGAUUUCUGGACAUCGACCUGACCGAGUUUAAGAAGGGUGAGGCAAAUGUAACAGGGUUCCAACUGGUGAACUAUGCAGACCCUAACAUCAGUAGGAUAGUGCAGCAGUGGAUGGACUUUGACAACAAAGACGCCAAAAUUCCCAAGCGCAGACUGAAGUAUACUGGAGCUCUCACAUAUGAUGGAGUCAAAGUCAUGUCCACAGCCUUCCAGAACCUCCGCAGGCAGAGGAUAGAUAUAUCUCGCCGUGGAAAUGCUGGAGAAUGUCUGGCCAACCCACCAGCACCUUGGGGCCAAGGCAUCGAUAUUCAGAGAGCACUUCAGCAGGUUCGGAUUGAAGGCCUAACGGGGCACAUUCAGUUUAACGAGAAAGGAAGAAGGACAAACUAUACUGUCAGUGUGAUGGAGCUCAGGCCGACGGGACCGAAAAAAGUGGGUUACUGGAAUGAGGAUGAGAAAUUUGUGAGCACGGCGGCCUACAUGCCAGGCAGUAAUGACACUUAUGGACUUCAGAAUCGCACAUAUAUUGUUACCACUAUUCUGGAAUCGCCAUAUGUCAUGCUGAAGAAGAACCACGAGCAUUUUACAGGAAAUGAUAAGUAUGAAGGUUACUGUGUGGAACUGGCAGCUGAGAUAGCCAAACACGUGGGAUACCACUACAUACUCAAGAUAGUGGCUGAUGGGAAAUAUGGAGCCAGAGAUCCUGAGACCAUGAUGUGGAAUGGGAUGGUGGGAGAGCUUGUCUAUGGUAAAGCUGACGUAGCUGUGGCCCCACUGACAAUCACCCUGGUCAGGGAGGAAGUCAUUGAUUUCUCCAAGCCCUUCAUGAGCCUUGGCAUCUCCAUCAUGAUCAAAAAGCCUACCAAGUCCAAGCCUGGUGUGUUCUCCUUCCUGGACCCUCUGGCCUAUGAGAUCUGGAUGUGUAUUGUGUUUGCCUAUAUUGGUGUGAGCGUGGUGCUUUUCCUAGUCAGCCGCUUCAGUCCCUACGAGUGGCACGCAGAGGACUGCGAGGAAGGAGCUGAGCAGAACCCUAACCAGCCCUCCUCGUCAUCCGCGCAGCCGGGUCAGGGCCAGCAGACCCAGAACCAACAGAGUCAGGAGCAGACCAACGAGUUUGGCAUCUUCAACAGUCUCUGGUUCUCAUUGGGAGCUUUCAUGCAGCAGGGCUGUGAUAUUUCCCCCAGGUCACUCUCUGGCCGUAUCGUUGGUGGUGUGUGGUGGUUCUUCACUCUGAUCAUCAUCUCCUCAUACACAGCCAACCUAGCUGCUUUUCUCACAGUGGAGAGGAUGGUGUCACCCAUCGAGAGUGCAGAGGAUCUGGCCAAACAGACUGAGAUUGCUUAUGGGACUCUAGAUGCCGGCUCCACCAAAGAGUUCUUCAGGAGGUCAAAGAUUGCAGUCUUUGAGAAGAUGUGGUCCUAUAUGAAGUCUGCAGACCCCUCAGUGUUUGUGAAAACCACAGAUGAAGGAGUUAUACGAGUGAGGAAAUCCAAAGGGAAGUACGCCUACCUGCUGGAGUCCACCAUGAACGAGUACAUCGAGCAGCGCAAACCCUGUGACACUAUGAAGGUUGGAGGAAACCUGGACUCCAAAGGCUAUGGCAUCGCCACCCCCAAAGGAUCUCCUCUCAGAAACCCAGUAAACCUGGCAGUGUUAAAACUGAAUGAACAAGGCCUGUUGGACAAAUUGAAAAACAAAUGGUGGUACGACAAGGGAGAGUGUGGCAGCGGAGGAGGUGAUUCCAAGGUCAGCCCCAAUGUGACAAACCCAGCGGGUAAAACCACCACUACCAUGGGGGGGUAACCGGCAACUCAAGCCGA